GGGUUUGUGUUGCUGCAGAGACCGUGACGUCAUCGGACAGCAUGGCAGCAUCUGUCCAGAAAACUGCCUGAAGUGGUUUCUAACCUUUCCUAAUUGAAAUUCUAAUGCUAGAUAACCACUCACAAAUUAUUUGUGUUACCCGGCGAACACUCUGACGGCUGAUUGAACGAUAAAACGCGCUGGAGGGCAGGGCGGGGCGGGGCAGCUCGGAGGGGUCCUGCCGUUGCUGGGGGGUGACGUCAUUGAUCCGGGUCCUGGGGCCGGGCGCAGUGGCGGAGAUGGCGCCCGUGGCGGAGAGGAAGGUUGUGGGCGCCGCGGCCGAGAGUCAGGAGGCGGCGGAGGAGGACGAGGGGCAGAACCUGUGGACCUCAAUCCUCAGUGAAGUGUCUACCAGAUCUCGGUCGAAACUGCCCACUGGGAAAAAUAUUCUUGUGUUAGGUGAGGAUGGAUCAGGCAAGACAACACUCAUGGCCAAGCUCCAGGGUGCAGAACACAACAAGAAAGGGAGGGGCCUGGAAUAUUUGUAUCUGAAUAUACACGACGAAGACAGAGAUGAUCACACGCGAUGUAAUGUGUGGAUUCUGGACGGUGAGCUGUACCAUAAGGGCCUUCUUAAGUUUGCGGUUUCUGGGGAUAACUUGAAGAACACUCUGGCUGUCUUUGUGGCAGACAUGGCCAGGCCUUGGACUAUCAUGGAUUCAUUGCAGAAAUGGGCGAGUGUUUUGCGUGAGCACAUUGACAAACUGAAGAUUCCACCUGAAGAAAUGAGGAAAAUGGAACAGAAAUUGGUGAAAGAAUUCCAGGAGUAUGUAGAGCCUGAGGAAGGAUCUCAUGGAUCCCCACAGAGGAGAGCUCCCGUGCCUGGUCAGGAAGAUGAGGAGGUUGUCUUGCCACUGGGUGAGAAUGUACUUACGCACAACCUGGGCAUCCCGGUACUGGUCGUCUGCACAAAGUGUGAUGCUGUCAGUGUACUAGAGAAGGAACACGAUUACAGGGAUGAGCACUUUGAUUUCAUUCAGUCACAUAUUCGUAAAUUCUGCUUAGAGUAUGGUGCUGCCUUGAUUUAUACAUCAAUAAAAGAAGAAAAGAACGUUGAUCUCUUGUAUAAAUAUCUUGUCCACAAAAUGUAUGACUUCCAGUUUACUACACCUGCCUUAGUGGUGGAAAAAGAUGCAGUUUUUAUUCCUGCAGGAUGGGACAAAGAUAAGAAAAUUGCUAUUUUGUACGAGAACUUUGCGACAGUGAAGCAAGACGAUGCCUAUGAGGAUAUCAUCGGGAAACCUCUGGUCAAAAAGCCAGUCCAUGAUAAAGAAGUGGCCUCGGAGGAUGAGCAAGUUUUCCUCAUGAAGCAGCAGUCUCUCCUCGCCAAACAGCCAGCCGCUCCUUCAAGACCUGCUGACACUCCAAGGCAACCAGGUGGCUCCCCCAGGACCCCACGACAACCAGGUGGGACAAAUAUGGUGACUGCAGUGCCACCUAUCACAUCGGGAACUCCGAAAGGUCCUGCUGCUGCAAAUGAAGGAGUGCUGGCCAACUUCUUUAAUAGCUUAUUGAGUAAAAAGACAGGUUCUCCCGGGAGUCCUGGAGCCGGAGGAGUACAGAACACAGCCAAGAAGUCAGGGCAAAAGCCGGUUUUAACAGACGUUCAGGCAGAACUGGACAGGAUGUCUCGAAAACCAGAUUCCGUAGUCACAACAAACAGUUCUUCUCCAACAGAAAAUGAAGCCUAAAAGCUGCAGACACACUAUGUAUAGUAUAAUAUUUAAAAAAAAAUAAAAGACCAAAUUAGACAAUUGUAUCAAUUGAGAGGACCGGCAGUUGUCUAAUGCGGCAGUCUCUAUCAGUUUUUGUUUGGGGGGCAUGAAGGCAUCACUAAAUUUCAAAAUGACUUGUUGCAGGAUAAGUGUGUGCAUUCCAGAGAUGUAAAUAAAUCCCUGUGUCUAACAACACUUUAAUUAAGAAGUUUUACCAGAAAGAUUAAGGGUGAACUACCUCAUCCAGAGGACUGGCAGAAGAGGUAUAACGGUGGGGAACGAGGUGCUGAUGUGAUGGAGAUGAGCAAGUAGGAGCAUUUGGAAAUUGGACUGGGUUGCGUAGCAAAUUAGUUUUUAGUGGGGAGGCCACGAAGGGAUCUUUGAAUCAGAGCCUGUGAUUAGUAGGAAAGUUGCACUCAAUCCUCUUACCUGUUGAUUGUUGGAAGCUGUACCAAUGCUUUAGCCAGACAUUGCUCUCCAGUUAGUUAUCUGAAAAAUCAGUCAUUGGAUGGAGGACCAAGCUCAUCCAGGAGGUGGACCAGCUGAAGGCGUAAGGUGCUGCAUGAAGGGGAGAGGGAAUGGACAGGGAGGGGGGAAGGCAGGGUUGAGAGAUGGGGAGGAGUAGUGGUCUUAGUUGGUGGGAGCACUGCGGUGUGAAACUGUUUGUCUUUUUAAGGAACUCUUCAAGUGAAUCAGGACAUAACAGAGGGCAGGCUAAUGACUCAAAAUCAUGAAUUUAUCAAAGACCGAAUUGUGUCUUUUGAAUUUAAACACUUUGGGGGAGUUUAGAGGGCCCUUUGAAUUAUUAGCUGUUGUUGGGGACACAGGGAAGGGGAGGAACCUGCUGGGUACAAGUGCCUGACACACCAAGCAGGUGUAGUAUGCGCUCAACUCAAAUGCACUAUAGCACAAGCGCUUGGUCGCUUCAUGACGUUUUAUUUUUUUUAAGCUUAAUUUAAAAGUUAUUUUGUCCAGUAAGGAGCAUUUUUCAUUUGUUUUUAAUUUUCUGUGAUAGUUCUGCCUUCCUUUAACCAUGGUGAGUUGGGCCAUCUUAGAACAAAAGUGGACAAAAUGGAAUAAAAAUGUGUGGUUUUUCACUUCCUCACCCUGCCCCCACUAAAAGAUAGAUCUCAGAAGCAUCAUUCCAUUGUCUAGCUGCAGUUAAUGAAAUGGCACAUUUCUCUGAUUGUAAACACUACUUGAUGUAAAAUGCCAAGUUCUUGCAUUGCAUUCUCAAGGGGAUUACCACGGAAUGGGAUUGUGUGGACCUCUGCCUUCUAUUGCAUAAACCGUACUAACUUGUGCUGAAGUGGGAUGUCUGGACAAUCUUCAUUUUCCUAUAACAUUGCAUAUAUAUUAAAACAGUAAUAUAUUUACCACUAAAAGCUGGGCAUAAUUAGCUUCUUUGCACUUUCCAAUAGCGAGGCUGUUUAUAUAAUUUUAAUAUUUUUUAGGCUCUUACCUGUAAUAUCUAUGGGAGGUUAACCAGGAGCAGCUGAUUCCUCUCACAGUAGAUUGUUCCCAGGUUCCUUGCGCCAAGGAAGGAAAAGGCAAUGUGUCUGGUUUGUCUGGAGAAUUUACCUGGAAUUGUAUAACCAAGGUUGGCGUGGCUUUGGAGAAACUGCACACUUGGUCCACUGUUUCAUUUUUAAUUAUUUUUUAAAUUAAACUGCUGGAACCAAACAUGCAAACAAACUUUAAAUGGCUUUGAAGUUAACAGAACAAAAGGUUAAUCCAUAUAACUGUUGUAUAGCGGGAUGCUGAAUAAUCGUUACACAAACCUUGAAUCCCAAUUAAUGCUUAGUGGACUGUUUUCUGUCUUUGUCUCUUUCUAGAUCCCUCCUCCCCUCACUCCUCCUCUGUUCUCAGUGCAUGUUUGCCCUCACCCCAAUUUUCCUUUUCAGUUUUCCCUGUGAUUCACAUUUUUGUCUCCAUCUGCGCUCUAACUAUUUCAGUCUAAGUACUUCGAUUUUCUCCCUUUUACUGUAUCAGUCCAGCCAGUCUCCUGUUUCUUGGCUGUUUAAUUACUUUGUUCUCUUUCUCAAUCCCUUUCUUCAGUCUUGUGCUACUCUCUCCUAAUUCCUCUCUCCAUCCCAGUCAUCAUCAAUUGCAAUUUUGACUCAAGUACGUCCAAAGGAAUUGGCUUUUAAUUAUUCAAGUAUUCCUAUGAGAACUGAAGUGAUGUAAUUAUGCUGCUUAAUUUAAACAUUGCACUUGAAAGAGAUUACAGGAAGGAAGCAUAUUGGAAAUUCAGAAAUAAAUUUUAAAUGAAAAAGUUGAGAGGGGAGGUGUAUAUGAAUUUGUUUCUGUUUACUUCUAGGUUAAAAGAAAAAUUUGUAUUACAUGUCAGACUGAAAUUGUAACUGAGGAGAGUUUGGAUUUAGUUCAUGUUUAUGGCUUUAACCUGAUGCAGUCAUGUGGAAUCUUGCUUUUUCUUUAGUGCUGACAAAGACAAAAAUGUGUGUCUCCACAUACCGGCUUCAAUAAACGUGAAUCCAGACUCUCUGUGGCA
Pristis pectinata (smalltooth sawfish) is the source of this 4266-nucleotide messenger RNA. RefSeq names its product dynein, cytoplasmic 1, light intermediate chain 2 (gene dync1li2). The transcript has 13 exons. Gene Ontology annotation, biological process: microtubule cytoskeleton organization; microtubule-based movement. Lineage: Eukaryota; Metazoa; Chordata; Chondrichthyes; Rhinopristiformes; Pristidae. The record is from RefSeq and is a predicted model, not a curated record. Gene Ontology annotation, molecular function: dynein heavy chain binding. The coding region runs from base 279 to 1730 and encodes 483 amino acids. Gene Ontology annotation, cellular component: cytoplasmic dynein complex; centrosome.